Paramecium pentaurelia is the source of this 2294-nucleotide messenger RNA. NCBI's taxonomy places the organism in Eukaryota, Ciliophora, Oligohymenophorea, Peniculida, Parameciidae. The record is from the annotation of a GenBank genome assembly.
AUGAAGAAAAUAUUUGAUUCUGAAAAAGGUUUUGCACAAACUCCUAGAAUGUUAAAACCAAUCAAUAAUUCUUUUAGAUAAGGAAGUUAUGAUAAAUAUGAGUAAUAAAAGUAAGAAUUGAGUAAUUUAGAUAUUAGCAAUUGAUUAAUCAGAUUAGUGUGAGAUUUCCAUCGGUUAAGGAGAAGGUUUAACAUUAUUUUUUUUUAUUGGGAAUGUUUGAUGAUAUCAGGGUUGAUACAAUAACUAGUUAAUUUGUUAAGAUAAUGCAAAGUUGUUUGAAAUAUUUUGAUGAAUUAUAAUGUAAAAUAUAGGAUCUUGAAGAUUAAUAUAGUAAAUAUAAAGAGGAUAAAGAAUUGAAGUUAAAAGAAUAUACAUAAUUAUUAUUGGAAAAGGAUUAAAUAAAAUAAAGUAAGUUAACAAUUCAAGAUAAAAAUUAAUAUGUAUUACGAAAUUUAUAACUCUAAAGAACAGUAGAGAUUUUGAGUAAUAAUCUAAAAGAAAUAAAGGAUAAAGAAAGUGUAAUAAAACCAUUAAUAAAAAAACAGAUUUAAGAAUAAACAUAAAUAAUUGAAGAAUAAUAAGUAAUAUAAACAGAAAAUGAUUAAAUAGUAAUGGAAUUGAAAUAAUAAUUGAUUUUUGCAAAAAGAUAGGAUAAAAUGUAAAUUAGUAUAAUAAAAGAAUUGUAAAUGUAAGUUUAAGUUUAGGAAGAUUAAAUAAAAAAUUAUUAAUUUGAAGUUUAAUGUUUAAAAGAAUAAAAAUAAAAAUAUUAUGAAUUAUUUUAAAUGUCAAAAGAAGAUUUAAUUAGUUAUAAAUAUUCUAUUUUAUAAAAACUUAAUAAAAUAACUUUAUUUGAAGAUAUAAUAAAAGUAUUAUAAAAUAGAAUAGAUCAUUUAACUGUGAAAAGAAGUAAAGAAAUAGAACCUCCAUUUUAGAGUAGAAUGGAUUAUGAAGAAGUUUAAAUUGCAUAAAUAACAAAACCAUUAGAAUCUGAAUAAGCAUUUUUUAGAUAUCUAGUAUCAUCUUCAUUAGAUUAGAAUAAUAAAAAUUCUUAAAUUAAAUAAGAAGAUCAAUUUGAUAUCUCAUUAUUAAGAUUUAAUUAUCCUCAUUUUUCUUUGUUUUUAGAUAAAUCCACUCUUGAUAUAUUAUCUCAUUAAAUAGAGAAUUAAUAAAUGUCUGCAAAUUUCAUGGGUACUCUUAGAGCAAUAAUGGAUGGUAUGUAUUAGGAAAUGUAAAAAGAGUAUUCUAUGUCUUUUCAAUCCUAUGUAUUUUCAUGGUUGAGUACUUUUUGUUUAGAAAAACAUGAAAUAUAAAUAAUUCCUAAAGACAAUAAACUCUUGGCUUAAGAAUAUAUUAAUAGAUUUUAUAUUUAAUUGAUGAUACCUAGUUUUGAUAAAGUUUGGGAAAUUGUUUAAUUUCGUCAUUUCUUAAAUGAUAUAUAUACAAAAGAAGAAUUAUAUUUUUAUCUUCAUAUAAGAUACUUGAUUAAAGGAGUGUGGAUUUAAUAGUUUGAUGCAAUAUAUGAAUUAGUUAAUUAUAUUAAAAUAGAAAAAGCUGAAACAAUCAUUUUAUUGUUUCUAAGUAAAUUAAAUAAAUAAAAUCAAAAUAUGAUUUUGAAAUCUUUAAAAUAAGCAUCUAUAAUUGUAAAUAAUAAUAUAUUGGUUUAAACUGGAUAUGUGUUAUAAUUAUUAUUAGAAAUAUUUAGAGCUGAUAGAAAUUAAAGAUAUAAACAAUUAUUUUCAGUAUUUCCAAAUCCACCAAUUACUUUUAAAAAGUUCUAAGAUUUUGUAUCAUCAAACUUUUCUUUAAGUUCUGGAUAGAUUGCUGAACUUUAUAGAGAAGUUCAUAUGAUUUCUAAAGGAUAAAUAAAUGUUAAUGCCUUUCAUGUAGCAACUUAAUUUAUAUGGAUCAAAUAAAUUAAAAAUUUGAAUUCAAAUUAAGAAUUUACUUAAGAUGAUUUAAAAUAAGAAUUAUCUUAAAUACAUGGAGAUAAUUAUACUUUAUUGUAAAAAAAGAUGGAGUAAACUUUUCAAGAAGAUAUAAUUAGAAAAAUGGAUAUAUUUUAAUAUAUUAUAAAUUUUGAAAUAUUAAAAAAUAAAGAUAGAUUAAUAAAUUUUAUGAAUCAAAUAUUGAUUGAAGAAGUUGAAUAAUAAAAAUUAGAGAAAUUUACUAAGAAUGAAUAAAUUUAAGCAAUUAUAAAGGUUUAAAAAUAUUUCAAAAGAAAGUUUUUACAUAAUUACUUAACUUUAUAUUCAAUAAUUUCAUUAAAAUUAAAGUCUGUUUAAUAAAUAGAAUGA